AUGGGGGCCGAGACGGCCGUGGACACGGGGGACGGGCGGAGCAGGGCCAGCACGGAAGCCCAGCCUGGUGGGAGGAGAGGCGACGGGUGGGGGGCUGGAGAUGGGGCGCCCACCGCUGCUCUGCCCUCCCCUCUCCUCCCCUCCCCUGCAGGGGUGGUCCGGGCCUCCAGCAUCUUCCCCAUCCUCAGCGCCAUCCUGCUGCUGCUGGGGGGCGUGUGCGUGGCGGCCUCGCGGGUCUACAAGUCCAAGAGAAACAUCAUCCUGGGCGCCGGCAUCUUGUUUGUGGCUGCAGGCCUGAGCAACAUCAUCGGCGUGAUCGUCUACAUCUCGGCCAACGCGGGCGAGCCGGGCCCGAAGCACGACGAGGAGAGGAAGGGGCAUUACUCGUACGGCUGGUCCUUCUACUUCGGGGGGCUGUCGUUCAUCCUGGCCGAGGUCAUCGGCGUGCUGGCCGUCAACCUGUACAUCGAGCGCAGCCGCGAGGCGCGCUGCCAGUCGCACUCGGACCUGCUGCCGGCUGGCGCGGCGGGCGCGGGGGGCGCGGGGACCGGGGGCGCGGGGCCGGGGGGCGCGGGGGGCGCGGCGGCCGUGCUCCGCCUGCCCGGCUACCGCUUCCGCUACCGCCGCCGCUCGCGCUCCAGCUCCCGGUCGAGCGAGCCGUCGCCGUCGCGGGACGCGGCCCCCGGGGGCCCGGGCGCGGGCUUCGCGUCCACGGACAUCUCCAUGUACACGCUGAGCCGCGACCCGUCCAAGGGCAGCGUGGCGGGGGGCGCGGCGGGCGCGGGCUCGGGGGGCGCGGGGGCGCCCGGCUUCCUCACGCUGCACAACGCCUUCGCCAAGGAGGCGGCGGGGGGCGUCACGGUCACGGUCACCGCGCCGCCCGCCGCGCCCCCCGCGCCGCCGGCGCCGCCCGCCGCGCCCCCCGCGCCCGGGACGCUGGCCAAGGAGGCGGCCGCCUCCAACACCAACACGCUCAACAGGAAGACCACGCCGGUGUAGACGCGGUGGCCGCGGUGUGGACGCGGGGAUGGGGGGCGGGAGGGGCGGCGCGUGCGCGGGCGCGCGUGCUCGGGCACCCUGCUGCGACUGCGGGACCCCUCCGUCCCCGAGCCCUGGGUGCGGGGCGCCCCCGCUGCGGACUGUGGGUGCGGGACCCCUCCCUUCCCCGGGCCCUGGGUGCGGGGCGCCCCCGCUGCGGACUGUGGGUGCGGGACCCUUCCCUUCCCCGGACCCUGGGUGCGGGGCGCCCCCUCUGCAGACCGGGUGGGGGAAGGACCUUUCCCCUUCCUGGGCCCUCAGGUGGAAGACCCCUCCCCUGCCUUCCCUGGGCCCUGGGUAGGGGGCGCCCCCUCUGCAGACUGUAGGUGGGGGACCCUCCCCUCCCCGGGCCCUGGGUGCGGGGCGCCCCCACUACGG
Molecule: messenger RNA, 1416 nt
Organism: Erinaceus europaeus (western European hedgehog)
Lineage: Eukaryota; Metazoa; Chordata; Mammalia; Eulipotyphla; Erinaceidae
Gene: CACNG8
Product: calcium voltage-gated channel auxiliary subunit gamma 8
Exons: 3
Coding region: 1-999 (332 amino acids)
Biological process (GO): transmission of nerve impulse; neurotransmitter receptor internalization; regulation of AMPA receptor activity
Cellular component (GO): AMPA glutamate receptor complex; postsynaptic density membrane
Molecular function (GO): channel regulator activity; voltage-gated calcium channel activity
Source: RefSeq, a predicted model, not a curated record